AGCACUAGCCACUAGGUGGAGGAGAGCUUCGUGGAACCGGGAGUCAAAUUCCAGCCCACGAAAGAGGAACUCUACAACAUGACAAAACAGACCAAAUUGCGGCGAUUUCUUGUCUCUCUCUAUCCCAAUCAACAAUUUACUUUUAUAUUUUAUUAUCUACGUGUCUUAUUAAUGUACUAGUUUCAUUAGAGGACAAAAUACUGGCAUUAUGAUUUUUCAUGUUCGUAACGGUCGUCUGGGCCCCGGAAUUCAGCUAUCGACAGUUCAGCGCGAGGUUGUUGACUUCAUUUUUUUCCCCUCCAGUCACUGAGAUUUAUCUUACUUGGAGGAAGUGGAAUACAAAUGGCAUAACCGUAAAACUUUUGAGCGGACAAUAAAUGUUUUAUUUAUUUAUGUUUUAAGAUACCAAACAGGCUUUAUCUGUGGUUACUUUGUCGUGUUAACACUUGACGAGUUAAGAACGUUUAUUUUUUUCAUAGAAGAAACUGAAAAAUGUAGUUGUUCCGAAAACGUCUUGAACUUCCCUAUGUUGUGGAGGGCAUGAGGAAACUUUUGAACACUGUCUGAAAUAUGAAUGAACUAUGCUUUUAGUAUUUUACCGCUGCUGUUUAAAAUAAACAAAUGAUGUUCGCUGGAAUGGUCAUAUUGGAUAGCAACUCAACACACAACGCUGACGGCGAUUUUAAAUGUGGCCGCAACUCAACAGUCAGAGAAGGUGGAUGUGUCAUGGCAACAGAGGUAGACAAUCAGGAGGCUGGGGUAUAUAGAAGGACAAUCAGGAGGCUGGGGUAUAUGAGGGCAAAGGUGGACUGUGCUAUGGGCUUGACUGGCAGGGAUCUCAGAGAUCUCCACAUACAAUCUGGAGCUCAGGUGUCCUGUCCUUUCACUGGUCAGAUUGCUGAAGAUAAAACUUUUAUAUUAUCCAGCAAUCAAGAUCAACAUGAAGAAUGCUCUGAGGGAGAUGGUCCGGAACUUGCAUACCAGAAUAUCUAUAGUCUUCUCCAGGGUGGUGACGGUCAGACAAAACCUAGCUAUAAGCAAAGAUCUCCCAGUGCUGUAGACUAUUCGAAGAGUAUUCAACCAGGUUAUACUUUCAACUCCAGCUUUAGCUUCAUUCAGCAGUCACUGAACAUGAAUAUCAUUUUGGAUGCACACAUGAAUAAAUGUCCUUUUCUAGUUGCAAAUACAGAACCAUCAUUGCAUGAUUCAAUGCCUGUUCAUGCAUAUGGAAAAGACAUUCUAUCAGUAGGACAAUUGCCUUUUUCUGUUACUGUUUCUGGUCAAUCAGACAAGUCGCAGAAGAGCUUUUUGAAUGGUGAGAUUCCUGGGGUAGGACAGAAUGUGCCUAGUCACAGUGGCGACAGGCAUGUUUAUUUGUCUGUAACAUCUGACUUCCAAGACAACAUGCCAGACUCAGACUUGGAGUACUUGGACACAGAGGUCACCUCCUCAUUCUCAGUGAACUAUUCAGAUUCUACCUCUGCCUCAUCAGUGACCUCUGGUUAUGGGAGUACCACAUCCUUUUUGGACCAGAACUGGAAUGACAUGCUGAAGAAGUAUGAGGAAGGCCUGCAAAAUUGCCUUCAUGAAAAUGGCAUCAAGUCCAAGAUUGAAUUAAUGAUGUUAAAAAUUCAGAUGCUUCAACAGAAGUCUGCUUUGGAUGAUGAUUAUAAAACAGCUGUGCACUUUGGUUCGAUGCUGGAGGAGCUGAAGGAAGAUGUUGAAGAUGACUUUCUAAAGCUUGGCUUGCCCUCCCAACAUCCCAACGUUACAUUCUUUCUAGAGCGGCUUAGGAUGACAAUUCAUAAUGCCCUCCAAAGGACUAACUCAGAAUGCAGGCAAAAUAAGGAAUCUACAGAUUGUCACAUGCUUAUGAGUGCUCUGGGAACACAGCAGUCACGAGAGCAGCUGAUACAGGAGAAAGAGCAGAUUCAGAAGCAGAUGAUGGAGCUGCAGCACAUGUUAGGAGAACUGCAGAAACAGAGGCUGGCUCUGGGGGAGCAGCUAAACCAGGAUGACCUUAGGCUGGAGAAGGAAGUCGAGGAGCGAGUGCUGAGAAGCUACAGCCCAACUCAGUUGCACCUGAUUGGUCGAGUAUUAGAGGACUUGAUCACGUCUCAGCACCGUGACCAGAUCUCUCUAUCUCCAUCUCAGUCUAUUACCAGUCUUCAGGAGCAGAAGCAAGACCUGGGUUUAUCCAAUAAAGAGGCAGCAUCCAAAGUCAUCAUGUCUCAUAGUCAACACUUCUGGCAGGUGGGACUUCCCAUGGGAUUUGGCAGCAAUAUGGUGAAGAGCCAGAGGUUAAGUGAUAGUCUACAGUCAAAAGUUUGUGAGAAUGAGACCCAAUUGCUAGACCAGCAUGAGGCCAAGCUAGCAACCAUUUCAGGAGGGAAUGACUUCAGCAGUGCAGAAGAGGUGAAGGCAGAGAUGAAGUCUUUAUAUAGGGAAAGGGAAUGCUUGGACAGCCUUUCAAAGAGGAUGCUUGCACUGAGCACAGCAAGCAACCAGAACCUGGUCUGCGUGAAGGAGCAGCAAAGCCAACUAAAGGAGGAACAGCAGAAGAACUUUGCCCAGCAUGAACAGAAUUUGAAAGAGAAUACUGUUAAGUACAGUGAACUUCUAGAGGACAUACUUCAUAGAAGUAGAAAUACUGGACUGGAGCACAUUUGGAAGGCUGACCUGGAGACAUGCCAACUUCUUCCACAAGGUUGUGAGCUACAUGCCCUGAGCUGUUCUAAAACUGAGGAUCACCUCCCUACUCCAGCACCACGUCACAAAGCUCUGCCAUUCGCCAAGUCUAAAGCAGUGUGUGCCAUGCUCACUGCUCUGGGAGAAUUCUGUAGUCCUGAAGUGAACCUGCAACAAUCUGAAUUCACUAAGGAUCUAUGCAGUGAGGGAAUGGACCUGACAGAACAUUGUAAGUUCAUCAGUAAAAGGCUGCUGUCUUUGGAAGAGCAUCUACAAGCUGCCAUGCAUAACUAUGAUCAAGAUCUCACUAAAAAGGAAGUACAGGAGGUAAAGACCACUCUACAAAAGAUGUUAUCUCAACUCAAGGAAAAUAAUGAAGAUGAAGAGGUGGAACAGCUUGAUGAAGAACACUUUCAUGACAUACAGGAUAGGGAGGGAGUAAAAGCAGAGGAAGGUUGUUACUUAAGUGACAGCUGGGAGAUUUAAAAAGAUGUUCAAGUUAAAAGCUAUAUUUUCCUUUUAAUUAUAACGUUUGCUAAAUAAAUGCUACAAAAAACAGUUGGCAUUAUACCUACGGAAUUUACACACAAUGCAUGCUAAAUGGUUCCUAUUCAUUUUCAUUUAUAACAUCAUAAAUGUAAGUUUAUAUCUUGUGUGUGUUCACAUAAUGGAAGUGUGAUGUGGCCUAGAUCUUUUCUUAAAAUUAACAAUGUGUGUUUUGGAAAUAAUUCUAAUGUCUAUUAGUAAUUUUGAAUCUUUUGAAAAAUUAAUUUCAUAUUUACACAUUCUAUGUAUUUUAUUACACAGAUCAAGAAAAUGUAAAGGUUUUUUUUGC
Messenger RNA from Electrophorus electricus (electric eel), 3523 nucleotides. RefSeq names its product DISC1 scaffold protein (gene disc1). Gene Ontology annotation, cellular component: intermediate filament cytoskeleton; microtubule organizing center; microtubule. Gene Ontology annotation, biological process: neuron migration; cilium assembly. NCBI's taxonomy places the organism in Eukaryota, Metazoa, Chordata, Actinopteri, Gymnotiformes, Gymnotidae. The record is from RefSeq and is a predicted model, not a curated record.